AUGCCCUCCCCACCACCAAGCUUCCUCAAGCCGCCUUCCUCCUCAACCCCCCUUCCACCUACCCACCCACUGGCCGCGGAACUGGCCGCCCUCCGCCAACAAGUCGGGCAGUACCGCUCAGCAGCGCACCAGGCUAGCAUUGCGGUACAGGGCGUGCGGCUCGAGCUCGAGCUUGCACGCGAGGAGGCCACAGGUCUCAGGGCCAAGAAUAAGGCCCUUGAGGGGGAGGUUGAGGUGCUACGAACCACGCCCGACCCACCCCAAGCCACACCACCCUCGAACGCUCUUGCGGAGCUCUCCCUAGCCCAUCGCCGCCUCAGUGCCAAGCUCGACUUUACAGAACAGAAGCUGUCGGCAUCCACGCUCGAGCUCGCCUCCACUCAGCAGGAGCUGCAGAGAGUGCAGAAGCGCGCUGACGGCGACCGCGCGGCUCUCACUGAGCUUCGUCGCGUCGAGGACGACCGCGAGGAAGAGCUCGAAUGGGAGCGUUCGGAGCGUAAGCGCAUCGAGGAGCAGAAGAAGCUCUGUGAACUCGCGCUAGCCGAGUACGCUGCCCUCGUGUCCAAGCUCGACGCCCGCGCCAUUCCUCCACCCUUGCCACGCCGACGGUCAAACGACAUACUCCAGGUUGUGCCCGAGUUUGGGGACGACGGGCCACCAACCCCCAACGAGCCUGCAGACAGAGACGAGAAGUGGCUUGUGGAUAAUAAGGCGCCCCCGCCUCCUACCAAGGAGCUCAAACCUACACCUCCCUCUGAUUACAACGACGAUUCGGAUGACGAGGAUGAUCUCAUAGCUAUCUCGGGUCCUGAACCGCCAGUUAAGGACAGGCCCAAGCCAGCAACUCCUCCUCCUGCUUCCCCGGUUCGCAUCUCCCCGGCGCCACCCUCGCCGUCCAAGGUUACAGACGACGCCAAGCGCCUCUCCACGCCAAUUGCCCCUGACGUCAGCAAGCUCUCCGACUCGAUCUCCAAUCUUCUCCUCGGGCAGCGAGGCGUGCACCGCCUAUUCCGUGACUUUUCGGCCACUCUCACGGCCAAGGAGACGGAGAUCCGCGAGCUGCAGAAGCGCGCUGAGGAGCUUGAAGGCGAUCUUAGCGCUGUGCGCGAGCAGCUCAUAUCCGAGACUGCGCAGCGUGUCGAGGCGGUGUCGGAGCGCGACCGUGCACUGCGUGAUGACGCCAGUGCAGCCAAGGUCGUCGAGCGCUACAUGACAUUUUCGCAGAAGGCUCACGAGACUGUACACGCCCACUUGGGCCAGCUACGCACCCGCGGAGCAGCAACGCAGGCGUCGCUGCGCACUGAGGCGACAAAUCUCCGCCGGCGCCUGCAGACCGAGGCCGACCGUGCAGCGCGCCUCCGUGCUGCUGCGGAGGAGAUGGCUGAGGAGCUCGGCAAGGAGGCGGCAGGUCGUCGCCGUGAGGUCGCAUUACGCCUGCAGCUCAUUGCCACGGACGAGGCGCGCUCGCGCCGUGCCGAGCAGUGGCUGGACCGCGUGCGGCGCGCGCGUGAGCCCGAAGCUCGGGAGGCAUUGAGUGCCCCGGUGCUUGGUGCGCUGCUCGACGAGGGUGCUCAGAUCCUCUCACCAGUUUCGGUGGUUCCGGAGAAAGCCCCAGGAUGGGGCCGUCGCUUACUUGCACGCCGCAAGAGCGUGUCCAAGCCCGACAACAAGGCCUGCGGGGAAGAGGAGUCGAUGGCGCGAGUGCUGCUUGCGGAGGAGCUUGUGCAGCACCUCGUCGACGACCUCCAAAUUGAGACGGAGCGGCGCGUUGAGCUCGAGAAGCAGCGUGUCGAAUGGCUCGCGAAGGAGGCUGAGGAUGGGGUGCCGCCUGAGGGAGGACAGGGUGGCGGCCUGGUCUUCGACGCGGAUGACAAGGGCGACAAAGGCGACAAAGGCACGGAGGACAAGACCAAGGGGGCGGAGGCAAAGGAAGAGGCAAAGGACGACUCUACCGCCAUUAAGGAGGCUGAACAGGAAGGUGUCAAAGCGGACGAGCCCCAAGCUGGAAGCGAUACCGCCGACGAGGCCGUUCCCGUCCCGUCUCCGUCGCCGACUCCAGCACCGCCACACCUCGACGAACUCAGCGCCAUGUUUGACCCUCUGGUUGAGGCAUAUUCUCCCUUCCAGAAGUCGCUGCAUGACCAGGCCGUCUCGCUCGGGGCGCUGCGCGCCUCACUCCCCGAUCUCGUCAGCGUGGCAGCCAAGAAGGGUCCGCUGCGCGCCCUCGCCCUCCGCCCGGCCAGCACCGCGCGCGACGAUCUCCUCUCCCUGCUGGACGGGCUGCACGAGGUGAUUGAGGAUGCGCGUGUCGAUGCCGAGAUCGCAGUGGCCGACGAGGACCGCGUCUUCCACGGCUUCGCGGCGCUCUUGGGCGUCGGAGCGAGUGGGAUAGUGCAAGCGUCGUCUGUUCUACGCGACGCAAGAGUCUACGUGGACGGACGGGGCAUCGGCGUCGUCGAUUCAUCCACAGGCAGCGAAGGCGAUUCUGAAGUAGCGGACACGCAGCUGGGACGCCUCUCCGCCCGCGUCGGUGACAUCGAGCACGACCUAGCUCUCAUCAAGCGCACGCUGCACGAGGCUGAGGGGAUGGACGCGCCGACCGACGACGAGCCGAAGGAAAAGCGUCGCAAGAGCGUGUGGGCCCUCCUCCCGCUCCGAACGGUGUCGGCCGAGGCCGCCAAACCCUUCCCACCCUCGCUCGUCCCCCUCGUUGAGGACAGCAACGACGACGCGCCCAUGCGUAAGGUCUCGCUCCUGUCGACCGUCGGACGCAGCUUCUCGUCCAGCGUCGGCGUGGCGGCAACCAACGUCGCCGGUGCGCCGCGCAACGUCUCCAAUCUCGCUGGUGGGCUGUUCCGACCUCGCCGCGGGACCGUGUCGGAGAAGAAGGAGGAGGAGCGUGAGGGAGAAGUCGAGUGA
Cutaneotrichosporon cavernicola is the source of this 2919-nucleotide messenger RNA. RefSeq lists its product as uncharacterized. Lineage: Eukaryota; Fungi; Basidiomycota; Tremellomycetes; Trichosporonales; Trichosporonaceae. The transcript has 2 exons. The record is from RefSeq and is a predicted model, not a curated record. The coding region runs from base 1 to 2919 and encodes 972 amino acids.